AUGGACGACGACAUCCCGUUAUUGCGCUGCCCGCUCUGGCAAUCGGUGGCGGAGUUGGAUCCGCAGGUGAUAGAGCACUUCAAGCAGUCCAUGAAGUACACGAACCGGUUUUUGAAGGUCUUCCGCACCUGCAUCGACCUCCCGAUGCAAACUCUUCGCCUCGCGGGGGGGAAGUUGAAGGAAGGUGGGGUGGUAAGCCCGGACCUCCACACGGUCCUGACCCCCAACAUCACCACCGCACAAUCCCUCCCGGGCGCCGCGAAGCCGCACUUUUACUACCACCUCGCGGCGAUGCCUUUUAGGGUGUCCCCGUGCGUCUGCGAGCCCGGGGAGGGCGACAACGACCCACCGCAGAUGACCACGGGCGCCAUCCUCGCCUUCACCGACAUGCUCACCUCAUUUCACGUCUGGUUUGUGAACUGCCCGAACCCCACGCGGCAUAUCUCAAUGAGCCUUCAGUGCCAUUCCUGCGGGCCGUUGGUGAGGGGGGAGCCCUAUAUCGCGCUCUCCCGCAUCGAUCGGAUGGGGAAUCGCAUCGUCUACACGAGUAUGGAGUUCAUUAAAGCCGCCUGGCCGCCGCGGGGGCCGCCGCCGGGGUCGUUGGAUACGCUGGCCAAACUCCGCGCGGCGCUGCGGGAGUGUGAGGUGGUGGUGAGCGCAAAGCACACCAAAUCCAUCAUCCCCUCCAACGUGCUCAACCGGGACGCCAAAACUUCGGAAAAGGACACGGUCCCUCGCGCUGAAGCCGGCACCCCGGCCGCCGAAGCGAAUGAAAUGGCAUUAAAAGGGAAUUAA
Molecule: messenger RNA, 795 nt
Organism: Phytomonas sp. Hart1
Lineage: Eukaryota; Euglenozoa; Kinetoplastea; Trypanosomatida; Trypanosomatidae
Source: the annotation of a GenBank genome assembly